Molecule: messenger RNA, 1369 nt
Organism: Suhomyces tanzawaensis NRRL Y-17324
Lineage: Eukaryota; Fungi; Ascomycota; Pichiomycetes; Serinales; Debaryomycetaceae
Exons: 1
Coding region: 127-1323 (398 amino acids)
Molecular function (GO): protein binding
Source: RefSeq, a predicted model, not a curated record
AGCAAAUCGGACCAGAAAAAGGUCAAGGUUCAGGAACCUGUCCAGAAAGAGGUGAAGAAUGAGGCACCAAAAAAGUCUGCCCUUUCAAAGAAGCCAGCUGCUACCAAGAAGGUACAGUUCAGAAUCAUGGUUGGUUCCUACGAACACAAUCUUAUGUGUUUAUCUGUGAUUCUAGGUGGAGCAAGCGAAGCUGUGUUCCAGAGAAUCUUCCACUUCCAAGCACACGCUCUUUCCAUCAAAUCUAUUGACAUAGCCAAGCGUUACUUGGUGACUGGCUCCAAUGACGAACAUAUCAAGAUUUAUGAUUUACAGAAAAGAAAGGAGUUGGGUGACUUAUUGGGCCACCAGGGUACUAUCACAGCAUUGAAGUUCUCCAACGAGGGAGUUAUCGACCAAGAUUCUACUGACAAGUCUGGUAAGUGGCUCUUGUCGGGAUCCGAAGAUGGUAAAAUUAUAAUAUGGAGAACCAAGGACUGGGAAAUGUUCGGUACUUUGAAGGGUCACCAGGGGCAAGUCAAUGAUAUAGCGAUCCACCCAUCAGGAAGAGUCGCAAUCUCGGUGUCUGAGGAUCAGACUAUCCGUUUAUGGAACUUGAUGACCGUGAAGAAGGCGGCAGUCUUGAAGAUUAAGGGAAGAGACCACUUGGGAGAGAAAGGAGAAUUUGUGAGAUGGUCCCUCGAUGGUAACUACUUCAUUGUCGGAUUGUUGAACCAAAUCUUAGUCUACAAGACCUCCACUGCCAAGAUCGUGUUCAAGAUGAAGUUUCCUUCUACCUUAAUGAGCUUAAAGGUAUUGAAGGUCAACAACAAGGAAUACGUCGUUACCGGCCUUGGCAAUGGUCUUAUCCAAUUUUACGAUUAUGAAGAACAGAUUUUGAAGAGCACUUUAGAAGACGAAAAGGUCUGGGAGGCCAAGGCAGAGGUCGUGGAGCCAGAAUUCCAAUUAAGAGGGCAUACCAACCGUAUCAAGGACUUGAGCUACUACAACCAUCCGAUCGAAACCAACGGUACUCCAUACCUUGUUUCUGUUGGUUCAGAUAGCAGAAUUGUCAUCUGGGAUCUUUCUGAGGGUGUUAAGGAUCAAGUUGCUGUUUACGAUACUGGUGAAAGAUUGAACUGUGUUGUCACCUGCGCUGAAACUGUCGAAAAGUCCUCAACCAUGAAGAGAAGAUUCAACUCGCUUGAAGAAAUGAAUGGCGAGGAAGCAGGAUUUAGUGAGUCGGAAUACGAGACUGAUGGCGAAGAAAUCAAGAAGAUCAUGAUGCCUAAAAAGAAAGGUAAGAAGAACAAGAACAAGAACAAGGUCCAGGUUACCUUGGAGUAGGCUAGCAUAUAGAGUAAUAAAGUCUACAGAAACAAAAGGUAGGUCG